AUGAUUUCACUUUUCGGCUGAGAAUGAUAAAAAUCAAUCCUAAACCAAAAUGUAAACCAGAAAAAUUACUACCGAAUAAUGUGCCAGAAAGGGACGUUGAACUGUGCCUCGAGGUUGAAAUGGACGAUGAGGUGAAAGAUAUCAUUACAUGUCCGGCAAAAUAUGGAUCCACUUUGUUAGAUGUUACUGUUAUCAAACCCAAAGAUAUCGACAAAUUAUACUCCUCUCAUAAAAAGACCAUGAGUAGUGAUGAAGUCAGAAAGUUCAUAGCAUCCAUGAAUUUGGAAGGUACCGGCGAUGAUAAAAAAAGCCAAGACACCCCGAAAAUACAUUUAGCACCAGCGAAAGAUCAAAAGGAAUCAUUAAAAUCAUCAGGUGAUCAUGCGAAACUCACGAGUAUCAUCGAAAAUCAAAAAUUCGGCAAGUUUGGAGACGUUUUGUUAGAUAGUUUAAAGAAAAUGUAUACAACAGAUGAAACCAGUUCAGAUCAUUAUUCGAAUGAACGAGAUACCGACAAAGUGAAGCAAAUUUAUACAACUCCCAAGACAUUUCUUGACUUGAAUAAGAUGUUUGAAUGCAAACGUAAGAAAAAAAGGGAACAGAACGAAAAGUUGAAUACUCCAUGUCUCUGCCAAAACUGUGCUAUUGUCGGUGUUGUGACGGAUUCACAGAAGAAACCAUUUGCCACCGAAAUGAUGUACGAUCCGAGAGAAACGUGUCCCAGUGCAAAAAAAGAUGUCAGAGAGGAGUACAAGAAAAGAAAAUUUGUGAACUUCAAAGAUUCAGAAAAUCAUUAUCAAUGCCAGUACUAUUUCUCCCAUUUGAACGAGAAAAUUAGGAAUUUAGAAGCUAGAAUUGCGGUCCAGGAAGAAAAAUCAGUACCCAAAGAUUAUUUCAAGCGAAUUGUAACGAAGCUUGUAUCACAUAUAACCAAACUCACCACCGGAAGUCAGAUCAAGAUACCAAGUGAUUCUUCGCAAAAAAAGCACAGAGAUUCCAACAAACAUUCGGAUAAAUAUAAUAUCGGUUCGAAAUAUGUGAUGAAUCCAAUUCUGAUUGAUAAUAAAGGAGUACCGCCGGAGAAAGAAAAUUUUAGACCACAUAAAGAUAGUGCGAGCACUAGUCAAUCUGCUAAUGUCAACCAAAUCUUCUUGAAAUGGGGCGAAGAAAUUUUGAAACCUGGAAUUGACCUGAAAAAUAAAAUCAUCGUUCUCAUGGAAGACACUCUCAAUAAUUUGAAAAAAUCCAAGGAAAAAACUAGAGAAGAAGAAAUCAAACAUUUUGUUGAUGAAUUUUCCAGUAAUCUCUACAAAACCGUUCAUGAAUCACCUGAGAGAGACACAAAAAUCCAUAGUAGACAAGAAUGCAGGGAGGCGUCCCAGAAUACCGAGGAAAUUAAUGCGAAUCGAAAAAGAUUAACCAAAAUAUUUAAUAGGAAGGAGGAACCGGUCAGUGUCGAGUACAUCAAUUCUCAAAUUUUAAAGUGGCAAGAUACCCAAACAACUUUCAAAUUUGAAUCAUCUGAUGUGGACUCCAUGAAAGCAAUUGAUUUCAAAACUGAUUUAU
Molecule: messenger RNA, 1566 nt
Organism: Leptinotarsa decemlineata (Colorado potato beetle)
Lineage: Eukaryota; Metazoa; Arthropoda; Insecta; Coleoptera; Chrysomelidae
Source: RefSeq, a predicted model, not a curated record